Molecule: messenger RNA, 3624 nt
Organism: Anopheles coustani
Lineage: Eukaryota; Metazoa; Arthropoda; Insecta; Diptera; Culicidae
Gene: nuf
Product: rab11 family-interacting protein 4B
Exons: 13
Coding region: 678-2099 (473 amino acids)
Biological process (GO): regulation of cytokinesis; endocytic recycling
Cellular component (GO): endocytic vesicle; recycling endosome membrane; midbody
Source: RefSeq, a predicted model, not a curated record
UUUAUUUUUUGUGACCAUCACGCGGCCGUGUGUUCUGUGUUUGUGUUUUAGUGUUUCGUGAAAAGGUAGUUUUACUGCGUUACAUACACAUGUGUGGCACAAUGAAAUUUGUUUGAAUCUAUUGCGUUCCGCAGUACGCCUGUCCGUCCAUAACGCCCUUCAGUGGUCAGCUUGUGUCCUGUUUGUGAGUGUUGUGAAAAGUGUUUUAAGUGAUAAAUUGUGAAACGCCUAUCAGCUGAAUGUUUCAUUCUGAUUUGUGACGACUUUAGGAAAAGAAAAAAGCGGAUUACUUGGAAGUUGCAAACGAUUGUUUUACCCUGUAGUCCCUCGUCACGACCCACAGUCAACGUCAGCGUCGUGUCUUUGAAAGGCAAAAAGUCAUCUUUGCGAGGGUUGUGUGAGUACGCCAAGCGCAAAAAGCCACGAAAGCUUGAAGCUCCACACGAUCAUCCAGACAACGGUGGACCGGAUCGUUGCGCUGCUAGCUGCUGAACCCUAGAAAGCCCACCUUUGAGGAAUUCCUGCUCACCGUGCGAUCGUCGCCGUCUCACCUGCACCACCGCCUGCCGCAGAUCGUUCCCAGCCCGCCGUGCCCACGAAGGAAUUUCUUCGGCACUUUACACAAGCCUCGCCACACUAACACACCGGCACACACUGUUCAAGAUUUACCCUCCGGGAUGAUGGCUCCAUCUCCUUCGAAAAGUUCCAAAACACAACAUCCUUCGUUUCUCAUUACGACGGAUUCGGUAGACUCGAGUCCAGUACCAUCAAGCCCACCUAGUACAGAUGCACCAAAAUCGCAAUGUUCCUCGUUAUCAGAUGGCGAAUCGUUCGAAUGUUACGGCGACAAUGAUAUCUCUAUUUCCGAAGCCGGUGGUGUAGACCUGGAAUUAGCGCCACAUUUGAAUUCAACCACAAUUGGUGAAAGCAAUGGCAGCAACGCAAGCAAUCCCAACAACAACACCGGCGGAAUCACACGACAUUCAUGGAGUCGCACUAGUUUACGUGGUGCUCCGAAAAGUCAUAAUGAAAAUUUACCGAACAGACGCUGGGGAUCAAUGAGGCACAGUUCCGGCAAACGACAGCUAGGAUCCAAUGCCUUAGCAAAUCAUCUUUACAGAUCGUCGAGCUUCAACUCGUCGGGCAGAAGUUCUAACUGUGAUACAGCCGAAGACAUGUACAGUGAUGUAAGUACGGAGGAUGUGCUAGACAUAAAUCACAGGCUCGAGAUCCUACAGCGUCAAGUCACCAAUCUGGAGAAUACCCAGAGCAAUGUCGACGAUCGAACGAGUAGAACCAAAACGGAAUAUGCCGUUCUUCAGGCGCGCUAUCACAUGCUGGAGGAACAGCUAAGAGAGACUGAACUGCGCGCGGAAGAACGGCUGGCCGAGGAGCAGAAGCGCCAUCGGGAGCUAUUGGCUCGCGUCGAGCGGGAAGCGAAGCUACAGAAUGAGAACUGCCAGAUCCGGAUACGAACGAUGGAGGGGGAGGUUACCGGUCUGCGCGAGGAGAUCCAAAGGUUGCGCCUGCAGAGCGACAAGCAGGCGGCCGAUCUGCACGCUACCGAGGAGAAGCUCGAGAAGGUUCGCGACGCCCUGAUGACCUCCCAGCACGAUCUGGCCGACGCGAAAGCUGAGGAAAAGAAACACCGGGCAGAAAAGCUGGCCGCGGAAGAGCUGAUGGUGGAGCUUGGCAAAGAGUGUGAACGGCUACGCUCGGAACGGGGGCCAGCCUUGCCCACGACCUCACCGGAGUCACUGCGGCUCGAGGAGCUGCACCAGGAGAUGGACGAGCUGCGCCAAAAGAAUAAAAGUCUGGAGGAAGCGAACGAAGAGCUGCAGGCCAUGAUGCUGACCCGCAGCAUAGAGGAAGGGCGCAAUCUAGUGAACGGCACGUCUAACAGUUUGGCCCAGGAGCUGGAAGCCAUGAGCCAGAAUCAGGAUACCGUUGAUUCGACCACUUUAGCGUCAUUAACACAGCUCCAGGUAGCGUUCCAGGAGAAGGAAGAUGAAAACCGACGCCUGAAGCACUAUAUCGACACAAUGCUGCUGAAUGUGGUGGAAAACUAUCCGCAGCUGCUGGAGGUUAAGGCUGCCUGAAACGGAUCGUCGAUGAACGAAGUAGAUGCCUCUGCUAUUGAAUGUGCGUAAAUCGUAGAUUUUGCUGAUCAGUUUCGAAAGCAUGCGAUUGUGAUCGGGAGCCAGAGAAAAGGGAAAAAGAGAUGGCGUUCCAAUCGGUUGCGGAAAGAAUCAAAACUAGGUAGCAUGAUGAGAGUGUUUGUAGCUAGAAUUUAGAUAGUGUUAAGAUAACAUACAGAUGAAGAGAAAUGAAGCAAUAUAUAUAUACUUAUUUUUACUUAUAACCUAGUUUAAGAUGAUAAACACAAACGAAUUCAAGGCUUACCUUGCAAACUGCAGAAGAAGUAAGCGGAGGAUUUAGUACCGGCUUGCGAAAGAAACACGCAAGGAGAGAUUCCGCGCUUAUUUCUCACAAGAAACAUAAACUAUUUGCUGCGAGCGUAUUAUGUUUGAUACGGACACUUAUACAGGCAAUUGCAUUCUCCAUUUCAGCCGCACUAGGAUGCAUUCCUCCUACUCUAACACAAAACCCCAAUGGCAUUCUACAUAGAAACACUUAUGAACUUCAUUAUGCGCCUUCCUUUCCAAUAUGUUCAGAUGUAAAAACUGCGCCUAUUGGAUUCGUGAUAAACUUGAGCAGAAGCCUUCAGUUGUAUAUUUGUUCACAGCUUUUUUUAACUGAAUGUUGUAAACUGUAAAACACUGAGUGCGGAAGUUAGUUAUAAGUAAACAAAAUGGAAGGUAUCGUUUGUAAGCUUGAGCAGCAAAUAUUGUUGUCUGCUUGUCGUCCAGUAGAAUUGUAAAAGAAAGAGAAACUCUGUCUCCGGCUCUAACCUCCUUUGAACCGGUCCUUUUUACACCUUUUGACACCACUUUUUUUUGACUAACUUAUUUGAUUGGACAGAGAAGAGCAUGGAAAAAACAGAAAUUUUGUGUGAAGAGCGUAGUUCGGAAUUUUCGCGACGAAUUUAUGUCAUAUGCAAGGUUAAUGGGUUUCGAUAAAACUGUUUUCAGUUGCCGAAUCAUCAAUAAAGCAACGAUUUAAACAGAUUCCCCGCAGUUUUUGAAGUGUUGAUGGUUCGUUUAGGAUGUUCUAUUUACAAACGUAAUUUAAGACGAUGUUUCUUGGAAGAAUAUUGUAAGAGGAUUGUAGGAAAACAUUGAACCAUUUAUACUGUGUAAAAAAAACAAAACUAUCCUGUUUCCUUACUAACUUAGCAACACGAGCUGGAGGGGCGGAAUAUCAUACAUCGGAAUAAUAUAACCAAACACUCAGCAGCAGGAGUUGGUGAGCCAACCAGUUUACGCAAUGAAAUAGAAUAACGGAGCUAGCAAGUUAUCAAUUAAACGAAGGCGGCAAAACAGGAGCUGUGAAGUUAGUUGGUGGUUUUCCACACGGAUACAUACACACAACAGUUGUUAGAUGUUAGGGAAUUAAUUGAACAUGAAAAAAGAACACACCUUUUUAAAACAGCGUGGAUGCCAAAAUAGCGUUCUUACUAAACAAAACCCAACUGUAUUACUACUUAGAAGCUGGAAUAAAAAU